This is a messenger RNA of Astyanax mexicanus (Mexican tetra), 1640 nucleotides long. RefSeq names its product tRNA 5-methylaminomethyl-2-thiouridylate methyltransferase (gene trmu). Gene Ontology annotation, molecular function: sulfurtransferase activity. Gene Ontology annotation, biological process: tRNA wobble position uridine thiolation. The transcript has 11 exons. Lineage: Eukaryota; Metazoa; Chordata; Actinopteri; Characiformes; Acestrorhamphidae. Gene Ontology annotation, cellular component: mitochondrion. The record is from RefSeq and is a predicted model, not a curated record. The coding region runs from base 119 to 1360 and encodes 413 amino acids.
ACGGAGUUUCGAGCGGCACCGCAGACAUGGCGCUGCCCUGUGAGGAGCAUGAUUGUGACAGCAGUGAGAAAAGCAGCGGAUAAAAGAUCAGGUUAACGGAAUAAAUCAGAGCGAAAUCAUGAGCGCAGUCAGACACGUGGUGUGUGCGAUGUCUGGAGGGGUGGACAGCUCUGUGGCUGCUCUAUUACUGAAGCGGAGAGGCUAUCAGGUCACUGGAGUUUUUAUGAAGAACUGGGAUUCUCUGGAUGAGAAAGGAGUGUGUACUUCAGAAAAAGACUGUGAUGAUGCGUAUAAAGUGUGUCGGGCGCUGGAUAUACCCUUCCAUCAGGUCUCCUAUGUUAAAGAGUACUGGCAUGAAGUGUUUAGUAAUCUUCUCAGGGAAUAUCAGAGGGGCAGAACUCCAAAUCCAGACAUCAUCUGCAACAAACUUAUCAAAUUCAAGCACUUCCAUCAGUACGCAGUCAGUAAUUUAGGUGCUGAUGCCAUGGCCACUGGUCACUAUGCAAGAACAUCUCUGGAGGACGAUGAGGUUUUCAUGCAGACACAAACACCAGCACCACGGACGCUCUUCAGAGAUCGACUGGAGAUCAGAAACCCUGUGAGGCUCUAUCAAGGUGCUGAUCUCUUAAAAGACCAAACAUUCUUUCUUAGCCAAAUUUCCCAGGAUGCCUUGCGCCAGACCAUCUUUCCAUUAGCUGGGCUUACUAAAGAUUUUGUAAAGAAGAUUGCUGCUGAGGCAGGCUUCCAUCAUGUACUAAAAAAGAAAGAGAGCAUGGGCAUCUGCUUCAUUGGUGAGCGAAACUUUGAAGAUUUUAUUCUUGAGUAUUUAGAACCCAAACCUGGACAUUUUGUCUCCAUUGAAGAUGGGAAGAUAAUGGGGACGCAUAAAGGCUGGUUCACAUUUACUUUAGGCCAGAGGGCACGGAUAGGGGGGCAGAAAGACCCGUGGUUUGUGGUUGAUAAAGACAUCACAACUGGAGAAAUAUUUGUGGGUCCCACCACCAACCACCCAGCGCUGCUGCGGGACACCUUACAGACAGAUCGCUUUCACUGGAUAGCUGAGGAGCCUCCUGCUCAACUGGUCCAAACCCAAAUGAUGGACUGUCACUUUCGUUUCCUACACCAGAUGCCUUUAACUCCAUGCACAGUGACCUUGAACCUUGACGGAACAUUGUGGAUAACAAUAAAAAUGCCACUGAGAGCAAUUACAACUGGACAGUUUGCUGUUCUGUAUAAGGGGGACGAGUGUCUCGGCAGUGGGAAGAUUAUCCGGCUGGGUCCGAGUGAAUACACCCUCCAAAAGCGGAACCUUCAACUCAGCAGAACCAGCAAAGACCCUGAACAGCCUCCACAAACGUAGCAAAACCACCUGCAGAGACCUCAGAGACACCUCAACCCAACCUCAGCACAACACUAUGUGGACUGUAACCACUGUAACCUGUGUUCACUGAUAACACUGAUUAAUUGUACAACACAGAUUCUGUGUUUCUGAGAGACAUUUAUAUGAUAUCAGUGUAUCAUGAAGAUCUUGACCCUGCAAUUCUCCUUAUGUAUAAUGGUUUUUAAUUAAAAUAACUGUUUAACUUACAUUUCUGUCAGAAUAUGUUCUGUAGUUUGUGCCAUAAAUAUGUUUACUCUGA